ACACAGGAAACUAUUGCGAAAUGUGUUUCCAGACUUGAGACUGAAACCCAAACACCAUUUCCUUGAACACUACACUCAUUUAAUCCGCUGCUUUGGACCACUUGUAGAUGUUUGGACGCUACGGUUUGAAGCGAAACAUAGCUAUUUCAAGAAAGUGGUUCAUGACGUCAAAAACUUCAAAAACAUUCUAUUAACUCUUUCUCUCAGACAUGAGCUUAUGAUGGCAUACAACCUGGAAAUGCCCUGCUUGUUUAAACCAACAGUGGAAGUACAAGGAGUAGCAAAUGUUUCUCUGGACAUUCUGGACUCUACCAUUAAGCAAAUUAUUGAGAACAAAUGUGGAACUCUGAACAGUGUAUCUCUGGCCACAACUGCUUACAUACAUGGAACUAGAUAUACCAGGGGAAUGUUUGUGUCAGUGGGAAGUACAAGUGGACUUCCUGAUUUUUGGAAGAUUGUGCAUGUGUUGCUUGUAUGCAACAAGCUAUUCUUUCUUCUAGAAUAUUUCUCAGCCUGGUAUUUGGAGCACCUACGGUGUUACGAAGUCUUCAAGAGAGUCCCUGCCCAACUGAUGGUAGCUGAACCUGAAGAGUUGAACCAUUACAUUCCAUUGUCAGCAUACACUGUGAGAGGACGACAUCUAAUUUCCCUAAAGGCAUUUCUUGUACAUUAAGACAGGUUCGUCAUGCUGCUGCGCAUCAUUUUGAGAGAAGAUGAUAUUAGAAAAGUUAACAUUGAAAACUUGCCUGAGAAUGUGGAUGAGUUCUACUUAACCAUAAAGACCAAACUUGGACUGGAGGGAGACUUCGUGCUUCAGUAUCAAGACCCUGACUUUGGGAAUGACCUGUGCAAUUUAAGUUGCAUGUCAGAACUUCCAAAAGAGAAAGCAACUUUGAAAGUGUGCACCAAGGUACGUGAAUGUUACCACACAGACUCAACUUUAGGCACAGCAAGUCUGUCAUCAUCUUCCCUUGAGGAGGGCCCUUCUGGUCUCAAAACCCGUCAGUUGCCUCAGCCAUUUGUCAUUUCUGCCUUUUCGUAUGAUGUGGAGUUAAAGCUGAAGCAAGGAAAUGAAGCCUACAAUAGAGAUGGAACCCUUCUGGACAUAUCCAAAAACAUGAAGUCUGACAUUUUAGACAAAUUAGCAGAAGCCAUGUAUGCGUACAAUCCCUACCCCACACGUGAAGACUUUGAUAAUGUGGCCCAAGCUCUCGUUCAAAAACAUCCUUGUCUGAAGGAACCUGGCUCCGACCGUGGGUGGUAUUGCUGGAAGUUUAGCUUGCAAUUCAAAAUGGCCAACUUCCGCCAGAAGCUGCGAGUGGCCGGGUGCUCCGAAGUCAUGAUCAAUGCCCGUACCUCUGGACCACAUUCAAAAAAACUCAAGAGGGCCAAAAAAUCUGAAGUGAACUUUCUGCCAGAUUUUCCAGACGGGAAAGCCCAAUGUGACCUUGAAAUGGAGAGGUCUGCCUUGGUCGUUGAGAUGAAGAAAAGAAAAAUUGAUUGGAAGCAAACUGGUAAAAUGAUGACGAGUACUUUUCCGUUGCGGAGAAAAGAAAUAAUUGAAGAUGAGCCUUUUGUGGGACAAGUCAAAGAAAGGUGGCCAGCCUUGUUCACAGAACAGCAGAUUGAAGCAGAAUUUGCUCGGCUUACAUCCGUUGACCUGAAGAGCUCCUUCUUCUCUGGGCUGGACCAGUACCUGACAAGGUUCCUUGAGCUGUACAAAGCCAAGAGUAGCAUCGUGGGAUUGACCAGGCUGAUGAGCUGUCUUAAUGAUGAUAGCUCCACACAAACAAAGAGGACCAUUGUUCUACUGGGCCUUCCCCACUUCCUUAAAGAAGAUCCCUCACGUGUAUUUAAGACAAUACAGGCCACAGAUGAUCAAGCCACGGUCUGUAAGGGUAUGAAAGUCGGUGUUUUGAUGGUGAAAGACGGAGAAGAGGACAUUGCCACAGCAGUCGUCCUUGAGGAAGAAGUGAUCUUGCCCGAAGUGAAGGACGUCCCUCAUGCCAUUGCCUUGCUAAUGGGUCUUCUUUUUGCCCUCAACAUAGACUAUCCUAAAGAAUUGAGGUAUACAUUUGAAGUUACUCAGAAGGUCCUGAUGAACAUCGGUGGAGGGCAGUGUUCUUCACUUGUCCAUGGCUUGAGAAACAGACUCUUGCGAAAAACUUUGUAAUAUGGCAUAAGACGUUUGAGCUCAACAUGGUUAAACUCGGUUGGUUGAAUUGUGCAAAAAUCUUUUUUUGCUUGUUUGAUUUUUAACAAGGAUUUUACCCGAGUAAGAUAAGAAGACUGGUGUAAAAUGUUCUCUCUGCAUUGCCAAACGUCUAAAACUGUCAGAUUUAAUAAUAGCGGUAAAUUAUCUUUUGUAAUCACAAUGGAAUAAAAAAGACCCCAAGAAACAAUUAGGCAAUAUCUGAGAAGGAGGUAAGAAUGGCUGGUGGAAUAAAGUUUCCCUGACUUGUAAAUGUAAAUGCAUACACACACACACAAGCUUGAAUGUUUUGAAUGCUCAGCAUCUAACCCCAGUGUGAUAUGACCGAAGGAGGUCUGUAGUUCUGUGUGAACCAAAUGUUUGUCUGGUCAAUAAAAAAGUAGUGUGAUGCA
Eleginops maclovinus (Patagonian blennie) is the source of this 2604-nucleotide messenger RNA. RefSeq names its product sterile alpha motif domain-containing protein 3-like. Bases 686 to 2173 code for a protein of 495 amino acids. NCBI's taxonomy places the organism in Eukaryota, Metazoa, Chordata, Actinopteri, Perciformes, Eleginopidae. The record is from RefSeq and is a predicted model, not a curated record. The transcript has 6 exons.